Messenger RNA from Frankliniella occidentalis (western flower thrips), 2280 nucleotides. RefSeq names its product DNA-(apurinic or apyrimidinic site) endonuclease. The record is from RefSeq and is a predicted model, not a curated record. Gene Ontology annotation, biological process: base-excision repair. Gene Ontology annotation, molecular function: phosphoric diester hydrolase activity; double-stranded DNA 3'-5' DNA exonuclease activity; DNA binding. The transcript has 7 exons. Gene Ontology annotation, cellular component: nucleus. The coding region runs from base 215 to 2200 and encodes 661 amino acids. NCBI's taxonomy places the organism in Eukaryota, Metazoa, Arthropoda, Insecta, Thysanoptera, Thripidae.
CUCCUUCCGUUUUAGAGUAGGGCUUACAUGAGGAGUUUCCUUUUUCACUUCAAAACGAUAUUCACAUGGUGUUCUGAGGCCGAACGUUACGAAGAUGCUGAUUGGCUAGUCAGUUGCGCAUCGAGGAUUGUCAACCAAUGAGAGGCUGGGAAUCCCUUCAAAACCGACGCUUUCAUCUUAACUCGACUUCACACCGGUUCGUCUUGCCCGGUCCAUGUUUUGCGCGGCCUUUCGUCGUUUUGUUGUUUGGAGUAAGCGCUUCGCUUGUGGGGAUCGCGUUAUUGCGAAUUUCGUUCUAAAGUUUACGGAACCUAUUGAAUUCCGUUCGGGUGGUACAUUGCCCGUUUGUUCGGGCACGAGAUUUUGCGCGGAAUUCUAUUCUACUCGCACUGUGCAACCCAUCUUACUGAUCAACAUGUCACCAAGGGGCAAAGCGAAGGCAAAAAAAAACACUGAAGAAAAUGGAAGCGAGAAACGCGUUAGAGAAUCAAGGAAUGUAAAAGCCGCUUCGUACAAAGAUUUUUCCGAUUCUGAAGAUGAUAAGCCUGUUCGUAGGAGGAAGAAAGACUCAGAUUCCGAGGUAUCACUUUCUGAAGAAGAGAAACCUAAGAAAGUAGUUGCUAAAGGAAGAGGUAGGGCUGCACCACGAUCGAAAAAACAGGAAUCUGAGUCAGAUGAGGCAUCGGAAUUCAACAGUGAUGAAUCCUCUGGAGGGGAUUCAAGGAAAAAGAAGAAGAAACCAGCCAGGAAACCAGUUAGGUCUCUACGAACUCCUCAACGAGCAUCUUAUAAAGACCUAUCAGAUUCCGAAGAUGAGUCUAAUAAUGAAGAGGAGGAUGAUGAAGAAUCAUCAGAGAAGGAAGAUAAACGAGCUGGAGGCAAGCGGAAGAGAGGUAGUCCACCAAAGAAAGUGGGAAAAAAGAGCAAGAAAAAUGAAUCGUCAGGAUCUGAAGAUGAAGAGCUGGAUGAGGAGGAAGAAGAGGAAGUAGAGGAUGAAGAGGAAAAUGAAGAAGAUGGGGAAGGAAAGGGAAAAGCCGAUAAACCCUCCUCAAAGAAGAAAGCUGUUGAUGAGACUUCUAGUGAACCUGGCAAUAAAUCUAAGGGAGAAUCAGAGAAAAAAGUUGAAAAGUCUUCAAGACCAGAACAUGAGUUAUCAGAAGAGGAAGAUGGUGAUGAGGAAAUGGAGAAGGAGCAGCCAGUCAAAUCAGAUUCAAAAGAAGUUAAAGAUGCUGGAAAUGAUACGAAAAAGAGAGGAAGGCCCCCUAAGAAUGCUGCAAAGGUUGAGGAAGAUGAAGAUGAUGAUGAUGCGGAGGAGGAAGAACCACUACCCAAAAAAGCGAAAGCUGGGGAGAAGGCCUUAUUGAACAAAACGGAAAGUAACUAUGCUUCAAUUGAUUUUUCUUCCGAAGCAAAAACAAAAGAUGGUAAGCCAUGGAAUUUUAAAAUAUCAUCUUGGAAUGUGGCUGGUCUGAAGGCAUGGGUAAAGAAAAAUGGAAUGGAAUAUAUUAAACGUGAAGAUCCUGACAUCAUUUGUCUGCAAGAGACAAAAUGCUCUGAGAAGAAACUACCCCCAGAAUCAAAAGUAGAGGGGUACCAUGCAUAUUGGCACUCGGGCGAAAAAGAGGGAUAUGCUGGUGUUGCUAUCCUUUCUAAAACAAAACCCUUGGAUGUCAAAUUUGGCAUUGAAAAGACCGAACUCGAUAAUGAAGGUCGUGUCAUCACAGCUGAAUACGAGAAGUUUUACCUCGUUAAUGUUUAUGUUCCAAAUGCAGGUCAAGGCUUAAAGUCCCUUCCGAGGCGUCUAGAGUGGGAUCCAGCUUUCCGUGCCUAUCUGAAAAGCUUGGAUGAAAAGAAACCUGUUAUUUUAUGUGGAGAUUUGAAUGUGGCUCAUAAUGAAAUAGAUUUAGCCAAUCCUAAAACAAACACCAAAAGUGCUGGCUUUACACCUCAAGAAAGAGAAGGAAUGACAGAACUGCUGAAGCAAGGCUUUGUUGAUACUUUUAGAAGUUUAUAUCCCGACAAAACAGGUGCCUACAGUUUUUGGACGUACAUGAGUAAUGCUCGUUCGCGGAAUGUUGGCUGGAGGUUGGACUACUUCAUCACCUCGGAGAGAUUCGUGCCACAAAUUUGUGACAAUGUCAUUCGGAAUGAAGUUUUUGGAAGUGACCAUUGUCCCAUUACCUUGUUUGCAAAUGUGUAAACAAUUUCUGGAAAAAUGUAUAUAGGACCUUCACCUUUGCGCAUCUAUUUUAAAAAAGUUUUCUCUGUACUUCAUUCCAA